UUCAUGCGGUGGUCUGUGUGAAUGCAUUCAGCGGUGGUCCAGUUUGUUUGAGUCUUUGCUGCGCUAACCUGCAACUUCAAGUCAUUAACGUCAGCUAAUUCGCGCGUGCGCUUCCUCCUCGAAGGAGGAAAGCUAGCCUGCUAGCGUGGAAGUUGCACUCGGUUGUGGCUGGCUAACGUUAAGUUAGCUUAGGUCGUUUAAGUUUAAGCGAAAUAGGUUUAAAUGAUGUCAGUAUUACACAUUUUAACUCCAUCAGAGAGUUGGAUUAGCUGCUGAAAUAUUUUAACCAUUGACAUUAGCGCCAGUCUUUGUUCCACCUUUGUGUGAUAACGUCUGUCUGCGUUAACGUUAUAUAUUGACAUUUCGCUGACUUAACUUUGAAUCCUUUUGCGAGAUAAACUUAGGUCGUUAUUUCCCCCAGGUAGUCUGAGCUAGCGAAACUGUUGUCCUCUGACUUCACUGGUUCGACUGUUUACACUCCUGCCAUUGCAAACAUGUCCACGGUAGUGGAGCCUGCAGCUGCACAGUCCACCAUCACUACGAUGCCAGCAGGUAGUAGUCGCUUGUCCUGUACAGUCUACGGGUGCAAGAGAUCUUAUACAGACAUAGAAGCGCUCAACUGUCAUAUCAACGACCACCAGAUUCCUGCAGAGACUUUUCCAGGGAAAAUCUUCCUGUGCUCUACAAUGGGCUGUGAGGGCUCAUUUACAAGCAUGCAACAGCUGAUGGAGCAUAUGAGGGUCCACUAUAAGCCAAAUAUCUACUUCAUCUGUGAGAGUUGCCGGUCAAAGCUGCGAUCCUAUCGCACACUGCUGAAGCAUCUACAGACCUGCGCUAAAGUGGCCAAGAGUAGGGCAGCACGGGCAGGGGCACCCGGUGAACAAGGGGCUGAGCAUGAGCUCCAGGCCCCGGUCUUUGCACCUGACCCAUCAGAGACCUCUGAGCUGGAGCAGAUGGAGACCACCCCACCAACCGCGGAACCCCCUUCAGCUGUGGGGCAUUUCCCCGACCCCACGCUCUCUUCUAGUCCCACGGAGGCCUCUGUUCAGAGUCCCAGCAUGUCUCAGACUUCCCCAUCACAGCCACUCUCCUCCCCCUCACAUCAGAGUGCUGCAGCCGCCUCCAAUGCUGUCUGGAGGAAAAAUCAAGGCCAGUCCUUUAGCAGCCGUAUCCUAUGGGAGCACACCAGGGGCCGCUACAACUGUCUCCAGUGUGGCCACAGCACCGCCAACCGCAAGGAGAUGACCGCUCACAUUGAGAGCCAACACAAGAGUCCCUCUGGCAAACCACCCUCAGAGCCUGAUGGAACAGAGAGCUCCCCUACACAGCUGCAGUCACCAUCAGAUUCUGAGCUCUCAGCCGACACCCACCCGUGACUCACUCUGUAUCUCUCCGUAGUGAAUAUCUUCACCACUGUAUCUUAUCAUGACAAUACUAAAAACCUGGUUGAAAUAUUUAUUGAAAGACUAUUUUGUGUAUAUGCAUUUAAAAAUAUUUUGAAUGCAGCUUCAUGUUGUAAGUUUUAUGUUUUGUCUUUGAUAGUGUCACCCGCUAUUAAAUAAUUCCAUGGUGAA
Clupea harengus (Atlantic herring) is the source of this 1574-nucleotide messenger RNA. RefSeq names its product zinc finger protein 414. NCBI's taxonomy places the organism in Eukaryota, Metazoa, Chordata, Actinopteri, Clupeiformes, Clupeidae. The record is from RefSeq and is a predicted model, not a curated record.